This is a messenger RNA of Prorocentrum cordatum, 947 nucleotides long. The record is from the annotation of a GenBank genome assembly. Lineage: Eukaryota; Dinophyceae; Prorocentrales; Prorocentraceae.
AUGGCUGCAGUCUUGGCCUGGUGGCCUCCGUGGGCGGCGGGUGGGGGAGGCGCCACGAAGGCCACUCCACCGAUCCUGAAGGCCUCGCCGGAGAACGCCACGAGGAGCGCAAAGAGCAUUGCGAGCCUCGUGAAGACCGACUCGGGGUGCCUCGUGCACAUCGGCCGGACGAUCGGGUGGAUCGUGCGCGGGUGGAUCGGGAAGGACCUGGCCGUCUUAGAGCGGGAACGCGAAGAGCGCAGUUCCGGCGGCGGACUGGCCGAGGGCGAGGCGCUGGACGUGGCAGCCGAGGCAGAGUGCGCGAAGCACGGCGCGGCGCCCGCCCGGAAGCCGCAGCUGCGGCGGGCGCGGACGGAGCCCCAGGCGUCUCCAGCGCUGAGCGUUACCGACCUGGAGCCGCCUUUGUCGGCGACCUCCGAGCUGUUGGAGCACCACUCCCUGAGCCCCGCCAUCCCCGCGGCGGAGGCGAUCUCGCGCGACGCCCAGCUUCGCCGGGGAAAAGGCGCGGCGCGAGUCGCCCCGGACCAAGUCCAGGCCGAGCGCCAGAGGGAGGACGCUGGCCUCGCGCAGCGGCGGGAGAACGAAGUGCUCCUCGAGGAAAAUGCCACCUUGCGCGCGCAGAAGAAGAAACUGGACCAGAAAAUGAAGAAGACCGUUGGGGAGGUCGACCUCCUCCUCUGCCGGUUCCAGGCGUGCGAGGAGGAGCUCCGGCGGCUCCCGGCGCCCCAGGAAGCAGCGGCAGCCAUGCCCGCGCCAGCUUCCUCGUCCGCAUCUCACGAAGAGAUGCAGCAAGAGCUCCAGGCCUUGCUCGCUGCCGAGAAGAAGUCUGGCCGCCAGAGAAGGCAGCAGGAGCUAAACGAGGCGAACUCUGCGCUCCAGGCGUCGAGAGAGGAGCAGCUGGAGGCGCAGCACACGCUGGAGCGGGUUCGCUCGGAGCUGUCGGAGGC